AACAGUCCCCCAGUGUAAGCUGGUGUAAAGUACUAUGUAAUUCGUUUGCAUUACAAAGUUGGAAAUUUUACGUCGGAAAAAAUGACAUUAUGUUUGUUUCUAUUAGAAACACUACUGUACCACUUACAUAUGUUGUAAAAGUGGAUGACAACAGCUGAAAGGUACCGUCAAGUGUACAGAUGCAGCCUGGUGAGGAAUCUUCUUCUAAAGUAAAGUUUGAAUGCCAGCUGUGUGGAUUUACAGCACCGUACAGUUAUUAUGGACAAAAACCUCCAAACUCUCGUUCUAUUGUAUUCUUGGAAGAAUGCUUUAUCAUGAAGGAUCCCUUCACCCCUGAAAAGGGAAAAUUCCUCAUUCUGGGCUCACACUGCUCAUUGUGUAAUAAGAUUACAUGUGUCAAUGGGGACUGUAGUAUUUUCUACACAAGGAGAUUUUGUUUACCUUGUGCAAAAAGCGCAAUACAGGAUUUCCCAAAAGAGUUACAACAUGAACUGGAAAAACGAAAACUCUCUCAGAAGACAAAAUCCUCCAGUUGAACAAAAUGAAAUGUAAAGAAUGAUCGAACCAACUCCAUUUUUUAAUCAAGACAGUUAUAUUUAUGAAGUGAGAUUUGGAAACUGAUUAGAAGAAAAUGCUUAAUGCUCUGAUACUUUUUUAAAAAUUAUUUUUAUUUUUUUUAGCUAUCAUUCUGUUCAGGUCAGCAUGACAUGGUUGAAACUGCACAUAUGGUCGUAUGGGAGCGAGAGAGAGAAAGACUGUAUGCGGCAUCAUUUUUCUCAGUACAUACCUCUUUAAAAUGAUAGGCAUUGUAAUGUCAGCUAAUAAAAAAAACAUUUUCAAACUCUGAAAUGUACAGUAAGAACCAGUAUUGAAAAUGUGAAAUAUUCAUUACAAACUUACUAAAUGUAUGUUUUACAGUUCUUAGAAAAUAUGUUUAAAAAUUCAUUUUUCAGAUUAUAAAAAAUACAUCAUAAAAUAUGUUCAGACUGGGUGAAUUAAAAAUGUUACUUGUAUAACUGUAAAUCAUAUUAUUUGGAAUUUCGUACCUGAAAUGCUGCUCUUUCCCAGUAAGAGUUUAUGUUCUGUAUGCUCACUUCUUACAUUGGUUUUGUACUAGUUGUACAAAGCCCUUGUAUAUAGCCAUGGCUGUUGGACAACUUCUUAAGAGCUUCUCAGUCCUCUCAGUAAUUGUUAUUCCUCAUUGGCAUACAAGUAGUACCUUCCACUUUUUGUUUCAAACAUUGUUAAUAAAGUGAACAGUGAACUGUGAUUCUGUGAUUAUAGUAAGGUUUGUAUAUCACAUGUAACAUUGUUUUGUCUUCUCACUCUUAAUUUUAGAUCUUGGUUAAAGGUACAUGGUAAGCAACAAGUGAAAAAAGAUAAAAGCAAACAUUGCAAAGCUGAUCCUUCAAAGGAGGAAACAAAAAGAGUUAAAAAAAAUCAAAACUGCAAAAUCUCCAUUCCAGCACUAAUUUUGAGCACUGUAACUGAAAUUACUCCCCAAAACAGGGAUAUGCAGUCAGUAACCUGUACAGCUCACAUUUCCCAGGUGCUGACAUAAGAUGAGAUCUUGGUGGUGCCUUCAUCUAUAUUAACAUAAUUUCUUGGUGGUGCCUUCAUCUAUAUUAACAUCAUUACCCACCAAGCUCAUAUGAAGUACAAGGAUUUAAUUCAGUGUUUACAAUGCAUUCAUAGCUUUAUCAAAUUUAUCUUCCAUCUUAUGUAGCCUUCCUCUGAGUGUAAAACCUUUGCUAGAGAGUGCAAUAAUAUAGUACAAAAAAAAAAAAAAAGAUCGCAACAGCAGGGACUUACAUUGGUACUUUUUGUUGGACCAACAUCAGUGUGUGAAUAGAACACAGAGAUGGAAACUUUUGUUGAUACUAGCAAUAUUCAAGAGGGCAAAGUGAAAAGAAGGAUGACUCCUUUCUCUGAUUCUUUUAGCAAAGAGAAAGAUUUUUUAUUUGAUGCUAAUUAAUUAUUCCUCUCGAGGUUUCAAUCCUUCUACCAGAGGAUAUUUCUUUCUUGGAUGUCUUAUAGAGAGAGAGAGAGAGGGACAGGUGCUGGUGUUCCCAUAUUUAGGGUAGACAGGAUUAAUAUUACCAUUGCUGUACUUUAUGGCACAUUUCAGAAUAAAACCAUUUUCUUUGGUGCAGACAAUCCUAGUUUGAUUAGAGGCUAAUUGCAUGUAAGAGCUGGCAGGGAAGGGAUGGAGUGAGUGGCCACUGCCAGCUGAUACUUUUUGGAAAAGGGAGGUGGCUCUUCCUCACUAGUUGGUUGACACCUGGUAUGAGCACUAGGUGUUGCACCAGUGGAGGACAUGGGCAGCCAGUGUUCACAACAUUUAUCUCAGAGAGCAGGUGGUGGUGUGCUUUCCAAGGCCAUCAGCAGCUGUGUAGCUUAUUGAGAUGGCAAAAGGGUAGGGGGGUGACCACAAAAGGAGGAUUAGGCUGCUGUGCAGGACUUGCAACCUGACCGGCUCUAUACUACCUGUCACCUUAGAGGAACAAUUGUGCCAGUUGGACUACCUUCACAGCAGCGAAUCAUCUCUACAGAUAGCACAGAUUUGUCCAUUUUUAUUUCAACUGGCUGUUUGGUGCUCAUAUAAGAUUAAACUCUGCUUUUCUUAUUGCUUUUGAAAUCUUACAGUGGCAGAACUAAACUUGAAUGUCACUGGGGUGGGCUAGGUAAAGCUGGUGAGACACUGUCUUAAAAGAAAAAUUAACUUGAUAUCCAAAUUGUUGUUUUAAGUAGUUCUUGAUCUUGGGAUGUCUAAAUCUAAAUUACAUCUGUGGCUAAUAAAUACAAGUCAAAGUGUAACUUUUUGAUCUAGAGGGUCUUGUCAGUCAAGGACAUUUUCUUCCAGUCAUUGAGAAACUUCUUGGACUGGUCAGUAGUUUUUAACUGUUCCUUUUUCUGUUAGUUCUUUGCCUUAAUUGUGACAGUGAAGAGAAGGUUUUGAAAAAUAUAGCUUCAUUUGUGAUUUGUUUAUAUAUUUCAUGUAUUUAUAUUUGUGUAUAUACUUUGUUUGUUGAGUCCCUGAUUCUAAGUUCAUUUGUCCCAGAUUUUUCUCAUCAGUUGGUUGAGAUGUCUCCAAGAGUGAGUGUUUUUUAUGGAACAGAAUUUCUUCAGAUACCCCAAUGCAUCUUAAGCCACAAACACAGCAAUUAGACAAUUGUCAUAACUAGUGGAUCAUUUGAUAUUGAAAGAGGCUGUACAGAAAGUAGCAUUAGAUCAGAGGUCAUUCUUUUGUUAACAAGAGUAUUUUUAAUUCUCCAGAAAGACAAGUUUUAGAUAUAGCAAAUCUAUACAAUUUCAUAAAUACAAAAUACUUUAAGAUGGAAACCUCUUUCAUUGAGCAAAAGAGGUGCACUGUGACAGCAGAUAUGAAGAACAUCUGUCUUCAUAUUUCAGUGAGUCCCUCUCUGUAGUACCUCAGUGAGUCCCUCUCGGUAGUACCUCAGAUUCAAAGUAAUGGAACACCAUUUUUAGUUUUCAGCACUUAGAUUUUGAACUAUUCACAAAUCCCAGAGUUUUUACCAUAUUUUAACUGCAAUGUUUAUAUACCUCUAAAAGAAAAGCUGCCAUUUGUGUCUGCAUAAUUAUUUGGUACUGACAAAGAUGAAUUUUAAGUCAACACACACAGUGGCAACAGACCCCUUUGAUAUCAGCACCCUGUAAAAGCAGUCAUAGUGUUUGUUCUGUUGAAAAAUGUUUCUACUAAUGAAUCAAGGAGAGAUCGGGAUAGUAUAGACAAAAUUCACCCACCAGUAAACAGCACAACAAGAUAGCUGCUGAGAGCUCUGGAAUAUUUUUCUUGUAUUUCCGUAAUCUGUCAAGCAAGGCUUCACAUGAUUGAUAAAGGCACAUUCUGUCUCAGAAGUCUUAAGAAAUUAACCACAGGGAUCAAGUAAAGAAUUUUUUGCUGUUCCUCAUGAAGUGGAAAAUAAUUGCCACAUUAAAGCAUAUCUUUUUGGAAAAAAAAACGUAAAGAAAAUAAACCAAGCCAAUCAGUAUAAAGCUCCUUACUUAUUUAAUACUGCAAAUGCAGAUAGGUUAGGCAAUACUUAAAGAUCAGCUGCUUUUUAUAAUUUGUUACAUCUUGAUAAAAUAAGAAUAGCUUUCUUUUAGUAAACUUAUGUUAAAAAAAUAUACCUGCAUGAUCUCUAACACCCCACAUUCCAUUACACAUUCUCAAGCAGUAUAGGUACUGCCUAGUAAUUUCUAGCUCUCACCAUGGCACUGGGCACCACUAAGAACAUUUCUGGAAAAACAAUUCUGACUUCACCUUGCAAAACUGAACUAUAGUAACUUUUUGUUUGUUGGCUGGCAUAACCAGUGUAUCUUUUUGUAUUAAUUUCACCCAUGUUGCAUAAAAAUGUCUUGAAGACAUUCAGUUUGAAUAGCAUAUAUGAUUCAUAUUUGAAAAACAUUUUUAAACUCCAUUUCACCCUUGCAUAAGAAAAUAAAUAACAUUAUAGGCACAUCCAAGUCCUGGUGUCAUUUGAAAUUAAAAGUAAUUGAUGUAAAGCACAUUAGGACAGAAGCUACAACUGCAGCAUAUUUCAGAAAAAUGUCUGCACAAGCCAUUUUGAAGCUGCAACGUGGAUUUCUAAACACACAUUCAUAAAACACUAAAUGGUGGGUGCAUUAUCCAGAAUAGGCUAGGUUGUGACACAACUGUAAUACAAGAAUCUUUGAAAUUGUUCACUUCUGCAGGGUACAACAUAUAGCCCCAUCUUGUCCAUUGAUAACAGGGAUGUAUGGUUUUAAUGUGUGUAAAAUCCUCACAGUCUAGUUAAGUAAUUUAUUGUAGAUGGGGAAUAGUUCUGUAUAAAAGACUGUCCUGAAUGAGGAAGAUUUGAAGUUAGUUACUUAUUUAGAUAGACCAUCAUCAAGUAGACUAGAGGCUCAACUGGCCCUGUUAGUUGAUAUGGCCUGGAGACAAGUCACAGAAGGAGUUUCCUGGAGCUGGAAGGAAGGCCUAACCAAGUCCUGCAGCCAUAACGUUUUGUUACACUGCCUCUUUGCUGAAAAGGCUAUGUCUCUCUAAACUAUAAUCGGUAAAGUUAUCUCUGAUGACUGUGAACCAUGUAUAAUAAAGUACUGUAAAUAGUAUUAAAAAGCCUAGUGAACUGUAGUUUAAUUUCAUCAUUCAAAUAAAAGUGUGGUUAUUUUGUA
Messenger RNA from Protopterus annectens (West African lungfish), 5178 nucleotides. It is a transcript of the gene CDPF1, whose product is annotated as cysteine rich DPF motif domain containing 1. The coding region runs from base 180 to 536 and encodes 118 amino acids. The transcript has 5 exons. NCBI's taxonomy places the organism in Eukaryota, Metazoa, Chordata, Ceratodontiformes, Protopteridae. The record is from RefSeq and is a predicted model, not a curated record.